UGAGAACGAAAGUAGCUGAUAACGCGGGCAGUGCUAGUGUUUCGGUGGUUGUGAACGAGUCAAGACGUUGGCCGAACAACGCAGGAUUGGAGAACUAAGUCGGACGUCCAGAUGUGCAAGGGACAUGAUCUGCACGAGCCAGUUGAGCAUGCCGGUGACCUGCAGGGCGAAGCUCAGCGACAGGCCCACGAGACCCGGGCUGACCUGGCCUCGCCCCAGGGCGGCGAACAGCGCGGACAGGAACACCACCAUGUUGCCCACCAGUUCCACGCGAAUCUCCAUCCAUCUGCGGCCCAGAGCGACGGGUUAUGUUGUGCAUGCAAGGGGAUUCAGGUGGAUUGGUUGUACCUGCACAAGCGAUAUGAUGAGAUGGGGCAGCAUCACCAAUGGAAUGCGAAUCAUGUUGACCAGUGCCAGAGACACGAAAGCCUUUUGAGCAUCAAGGACGUGGGAACUAUCCAUCAGCAAGUCAAAAGUGUUUCCGGUAAAAAAAAAGGCAUUAGUUAUGGAGAAAUGAAAUUAACUGCAGGGGGUGUGAUGAAUGAUCAGCUUCCAGAAUUUCUGUCUAAAUAUAUUAAAAACACUUUGGUAAAGUAUGGAGGUUCAAUUGUCUCUCCAAGAAAGGUAUUGUGGUUGGAGUUUCAAUUGCUUUCAUUGUAUGCAAGAGUAACAAUGCAAUAUGUAAAAUGCAUAGACAAUGAUGCAUUAAAGAAAGAGUUUGAGGUUUUAACUGAGGAGAAAAUUCCUUUUGAGGAGUUUGUUGCAAGUAACAGAUUUGUAUUGGAAUCUGAAGAGCGCGAGCAGUUUUGCACAAUUUGUGGGUUGGGGUACACAGAACGUUGUAUAGCACGUUAUCUUUCACCAUGA
This is a messenger RNA of Gryllus bimaculatus (two-spotted cricket), 867 nucleotides long. The record is from the annotation of a GenBank genome assembly. NCBI's taxonomy places the organism in Eukaryota, Metazoa, Arthropoda, Insecta, Orthoptera, Gryllidae.